Acanthaster planci (crown-of-thorns starfish) is the source of this 3413-nucleotide messenger RNA. Its product is annotated as protein Skeletor, isoforms B/C-like. Lineage: Eukaryota; Metazoa; Echinodermata; Asteroidea; Valvatida; Acanthasteridae. The record is from RefSeq and is a predicted model, not a curated record.
UUUUUGCUCACCACAAAAAGGGGAGAUGAUGCAAUAGCCCAUCCCCCAUCUCAAAAAGCGGGGAGAUAGUAUCCCAUCCCCCAGCAUUUACGCCCACUGGUUUGACAUUAUGCGAGAACGGCACGUCCACAUUAAUUGCGAUACGGUGGGUGUGUCCUGAGUCAAGGCCUUUACGUCAGGAAACCUUUACGUCGAUGUGCCUCUCUUGGCCCAGCGCGCUAUUAGCCCAGCCCUUUUCCACCCUUUGGACUACUGUGCAUCACCAAUCAGCGGGUAUAUGCAAAUCUUUGCAAUUAUAACUACUACCAUCAACCAAUGGUAAGUAGAUGUAAUGAUCAUUCGCAGGGGUCCAUCCCUCGACCGUUGGCCAAUCGCAUUGCAAGUUUGAAUUAAUUUCCACUGCUCACAAACGAGAUAAAUCUUAUAAAUAGUGAGUGGAUCUCAUGGGGUUCUUUUUCGCGACAGACCGAAGAUCGAGGGAACAGUAACGAACCGAAAAGAGAGCUGCAGGGAAAGUUUGUAUAAACGACUGAAAAAAAUGGCGAAGACGUGGAUAACAUUCAUUGUUUUAUCAGCUCUGAUCUCUUCGACAUUUGGGGCCAAAUAUGGGAAAAGGAUUGGUGAAUUCGGAACCCGAUCAACCCACGGCGUGUCCGGAACAGUUUUUGCUGCCAACAAGAGGACCAUUGUCAUUGAGCGAUUUUCAUUCGAUGGAACCGCCAAUACUGUGUUUUUGAUUGGCAAAUCAGCCACUCCUUCAACAAAUGGCACCGAGGUUCCCGUCGUUCCCCUUGGAGGAGCAGCUGGUGACCUAGGAGAAUACCUCAGUGACUUGUUGGUGUUAGUCAUUCCAGGCAUUGACUUCAUCUCUGAAUAUAAGUACAUUGCAGUCUGGAACAGAGACAACCAGGGAGAGAGUUAUGGCUCUGUCGCCAUCCCGGAUGACUUUAUUCCCCCUGCCCCUCAUGCCCUGGGAGAUGACGUCCUGGUGGAGAAGUCACACAAGAUGUCAGUGGUGAACAUCAUCGUGGAGGACGCCAAAACGGUCAGCUUCAUUGGGUUAUCCUACGAUGGACUGGGCCCAGCCGUUUUCUUCUGGGCGGGUCACGCGGCCAAGCCAGACAUUAAUGGAACUGCUCUGCUGUGGAGAGAUACCGUUAGCCAGCUGGUUAAGCAGAUCUUCCGUGCUGAGACCGUCACCGUAAGCCUCCUGCCAGGCAACCCGACCAUCCCUGAUUAUUCCUACAUCAGCAUGUGGUGUAGCAAGUUCCACGUCAGCUUUGGGCAUUUCUCUCCUGUCAACACCAGUUCCUGGAACGUUCCACCAUCGACCGACACCAUUCGGGUUUAUGACAACUGCCAAGUCUUGUCAGCGGACCAUCUGCAGGUCCGUUGGUCUGUCAAGGGGGGCGUCAUCGAGGUUCAACUCAGCGGCAAGAUUCCCCCUAACUCCUUUAUGGCGUUCGGUGUGAGUGGUGGCACUCCCGAAGUGAGGGGCUCCGAUGUUGCCGUGGCCUGGGUCAACUCACGCAACAUGACACCAACGGUGGUGGACUACCACAUGCAGACUCAGUCACAGUGUUCCAUGGGAUCUGGGGCCUGUCCAGACGAUGUUGCUAAACCUACUGCAGGCACCACUGAUGUCGCUCUGACAUCAUCCUCCACGCUGGGUGGAGUCACACGCAUCUCUUACUCCCGUUACCUAGACACAGGUGAUCCCCUGGAUAAGGUGAUUCCCACAGACAAGUCUGUCUACGUUGUCUGGGCCGUUGGACCAGUCAAGGAUGGUCACACUGCUCUCUUUAACCAAGACACCAUUGUGUCAGCCUCGACACAGAUCAAUUUUGGCCGUUCUCCUAGCGACACCUGUCCUGAACUCAUCAACAUUCCUCCCUAUGGGGCUGAGGAACCACCAGCUUGGCCGACCCUGGAGAUCCAAGACCGAGACCAGUUCAGGUUGGAUAUUGGGCCAGCUGGUGGCGUUAGAGGAUACAGCGCGAUUACAGGAAAGAGAGGUGGCUGGAAAUAUUCCUGGUACGUCGACGGCCUUCUGGUUCCCGUUAUCAAGCUUCAAAGGGGGAAGAGAUAUGUCUUCAAUGUUUUCGGGGGUAAUGAUCCGAUGGACCCAGGUCACUACCAUCCCUUGUAUCUGACUAGCAGCGACAGAGGGGGCUAUGCCCAACUCUCUGAGGAAGAGAAAAAGGGAGAGGUGAUAUAUGCAGAUAAACAAACUGGUCCGCUGUGUCGGUACAUUGAUGAUGGCAGCCACCCUGACGACUUUGAGAGCUUUGGGGGGUACCAGGCUCACCUAACACUGGACUGCAAUGAGAGGGUCAUCGGGGGACUUCUGGAGUGGACACCGGACAGUUCGACGCCAGACACCGUGUAUUACCAGAGUUACACCCACUUUGGCAUGGGCUUCAGGAUCGACAUAAGCUCCUCUGCAGCAGUUCCCACAGUAUCUGUUAGGCUGGUGAUAGGUUUGCUUCUGGCCGCCACGCUGAAAUAGCUACUAACAAAAAAAAUCGUUGGCGCUUACAAGCGGCAUAAAGUUUACCAAAUGUUAGCACAAAUAGCCCACAUUUUUCUUUUGACACAAACUAUGUAGUUUACAUAUAUUUAUGGACUACCUAUAUAAAAGUGAUUUUAAGACAAAUAUUACAGUGUUUACAGGGGCAGAUCCAGGGAUUUCGGGGGAGGGAGGGGUCAAGCCUGUCAGAUGUUUAAUUAUCUUUUUUAUUCGUACUUUUUUUUGACUUUGGUGUUAAUGCAGGAGGUUUGCCUCCCCCCCGGCGAUCUGCACCUGACUACCAUGUAUUUCAAUGCUGAAAUGUUAAGCAAGAACAUGACAAAAAUUUAACAAAUUCACAAUUUUAAUGGUUUUUUUAUAGAUAAAGGUGAAUUGCAUUGAAGCAAUGUUGAUUGUGAUGCAGUUUGAAGAUUUUGUUGUAUUGAAAGGGCCACAUGUACAAGUUGGUUGGAAGUGUUUAUCAUAGUUAACUAAUGAGCAGUUGAGAUUUUGAGCAUCGUUCUCCGUUGCAAGCAUUUAAUGUAAUCUUCACAGUACUGUAUUUUUGAAAUAGGCUUUGGAAUCCUGUGUUGUACAUGAUGGCUUGAACCUAGGAAGAUCACAGUAUGUUUCUUGGCCUAGAAGUGCACCUGCACGGCUCAACUCCCGCCUACUUUUUUUGUUAUGGUGAAUUCAUUUUAGUGUCAUUAAUUUGCUUUCCUGAUGGCUCAUUUCUACCCAUUAAGGAUUGAAAUUUUAAUGGAAGCAAUCCCGUUUUGUGGAUGUGAAAUGAAAGUCCAGGGAUGAAUCCUAUUCGUAUUAUUUUUUUGUUUUAAAUAUUUAGUGUGUUUUUGCACGAGUUUUAAAUAAAUAAAAAGUGGCAUUAGUCAUCGUAUAUUGUCAA